AUGUCCCCUUGGAAUGUGCUAACUUUGGAUCGCUGUGUUGCCAAAGGUAUCGCCCUCUGCGCGAACCAGCAGCUCUGGGACGCGAUGAAAGCAUUCGACCUCACGUUCACGUUCACGUUCGCAGAUGGAGAUUCGAAAACGACCCACCUCUUGUUCUUAAUCAAGGCCAUCGCAUUGUUCAAUGCAAAUCACCACAAAGAGGCAAUGCUGCCUAUCCAAGAGCUUACUACCCAUCCCAAUCCCAAUCCACUUGUUUCUCAUAUCGUGGAAGCAUAUUUACGAGUCCAGUUGGGAACUAUCGCUAUGGACGGUGCCCUUCACAAAGAAGCCGCUGACUACUUUACAGCAGCUGUCAACGCUGGCAUUUUCUAUUCCAAGUUUGAUAUUCAUUCCAUGUACGAGGACUUUGUCGUGCUUUUUGGCUGGGACCUCAAGCCAUUAUGGCAAAUCGCAAACCAGCAACACUACCAUGCACUCUUUCAGGCAGGUCAAAUUGGUGAAGCCCUGGAAGCGUACCGGCUCAUGAUGGACAUGAGUGAUGAGACUAUGAAGGCCAUCUUCCUUGCUUGGGUCAAAAACGGGAUGCAUCUUUUAUGCUCCGGGACACGCCACGAGCACACGAGACUCCAAAUGGCGAAGCUCGCAAUGCUUAGUGUGGAUGACAGAACGAAGGGGUUGCCAUCACAGAAGUACGAAUCGCCACACAGCCAAAACAAGGAACGUCCAGGGUAA
Suillus paluster is the source of this 732-nucleotide messenger RNA. RefSeq lists its product as uncharacterized. The coding region runs from base 1 to 732 and encodes 243 amino acids. The record is from RefSeq and is a predicted model, not a curated record. The transcript is spliced from 7 exons. Lineage: Eukaryota; Fungi; Basidiomycota; Agaricomycetes; Boletales; Suillaceae.